Molecule: messenger RNA, 3084 nt
Organism: Anopheles moucheti
Lineage: Eukaryota; Metazoa; Arthropoda; Insecta; Diptera; Culicidae
Gene: Neurochondrin
Product: neurochondrin homolog
Exons: 2
Coding region: 568-2769 (733 amino acids)
Biological process (GO): neuron projection development; regulation of neuronal synaptic plasticity
Cellular component (GO): dendrite
Source: RefSeq, a predicted model, not a curated record
CUUUUGCUCAGGAGAUUUCGGUGUCGGUGCUCACGGCUGUGGCAGUGAGUCGUCAUCGUAUUAAAAUUCCCGCACAACGUGCGGAAAAUGUGACGAAAACAAACGAUUAUUCAUCAUCUUGCCCGUAAUGGGCAGUGAAUUGCACACGCGUGGGAUUGUUUACUUCCGCGAGACUUUUCAAAGGUCCUUCGUGCAAGCAGCACGCAGCACGGUGUAACAGCAUUGUGGAAACCCUUGCAAACGCCAGGCGUAGUAGAGGUGAUGAGACGCCGGGGUCAUUUUCCUAUGGGAGCGUGAGAAAGGAAUCUAUUUUAACGAUUUCCCGACUCUCUCGCGGAGAACCUUCGGCGGCAACACCGUGUAGUGAGUGGAAAUGUACUGCUGGUUACCGGUACGACUGAGAAAGUAGAGAACAGUUUUCCACCGGUCGUCGUCGUUGCCAGAAUCAGUCGAGAAAACGUCCUGGAAUACCGAGUGAGUGUGUUUGUGUUUGCCUGAGCAAGAUCUGUGUGUCGCUGUGAGAAGAACACUAGAAACGGUAGAGUGAUCAACAAAUCAGUCGCAAUAAUGUCGGCCGAAGUAAGUGAACCCAUUAAAAAGUGUUCGCUGAUUCUGAAGAAUGCAAAGAGUGACACGGAAAAAUUUGCCGCACUGUUCAUGGUGACGAAGCUGAUCAAGGGGAAGGACUGCAACCAGGCCGGCAAACGCAUGCUGUUCGAAUCGAUCGGGUUCGAGUUUUUGCGCAAGUUGCUCACGAGCAAAGACGUGCCGGAUGAUUGUCCCGCCUCGGUCUAUCAGAGUGUAGCGCUGUCGAUUCUCACCUGCUUCUGUGAAGAUGAGCAGCUCGCAACGCACCAGGACAUGCUCGACAGUAUACCGGUGUUUCUGGGGAUCGUGUCGACGUGCGAUGACGACGAGUACGACGACAAUCUGAUCGUCAUCAACGAGGCGUACCACUGUCUGCAGAGCAUUUCGCUGUACGAAAGUGGCCGGCUGGCUCUGCGCAAGCAUGAUGUCAUCACAAAGAUGGCGCAGAUCUACACGCAGCGCAGCUUCCAGAUCGACGAGGCACUGACGUUGAUCGUGACUUUGGUGUCUCGCUUUGGGGCCAACUCGUGGGAAAGCGAUCCGAAGCUGUUCCAUGCGUUGCUGCAGCGCGUGUCGCUAGACUUCGAGACGGACCAUGCAGAGCGCAAGUUCGAGCUGGCGGAGAUGAUUAGUGCACUGCUGUUCCACUGUCGUCGGGAUUUGGUUGCGCGCACGGUCCAGGGUGAAAUCUGGCCGGAAUGCUUGUACAAGGGGAUCAGCGAUAUUUUGAAAAGCAAAAUCGGUAAGGCACAGCGCGAUCCAGCCCUGAAGCUGGCAGCGAACGCGGUCGAUGUGCUCGGUAUCGAGUGGACAUUGCACGAUGUGGAAAAUCCGAAGAAAUUUUUCCUCCUGCUGCUGCAGCUGGCCGCGAUCGAGGUGCGCAUGCAGAUGGAUAACAAAAGCUUCAACCAGUGCGUUCAGCAAGCCGAUCUGAUCACUGCCUGCUUCAUUAUUCUCGAACUCUCGAUCAACUAUAUGUCCACGGAUCAGCUCGAUCUUGACCAGAAGGACAAACAGCAGGUAUAUACCGGCCUCAAGGGUGCCUUCUCCGCCGUGCUGGGUGUAUUGGUAAAGUUAGCGAAUGAUACCAAAAAAGAUCGACUGCAGAAAACGGAGAAGGCAUUUGCGUACGCAAUGGUGCGCGUACUGACUGCCUGGUUAGCGCAGGAAACGACGGCCAUGAAGAACCACGUCGCUAAGGUCCUGCCGUUCCUGUUCAAGCUAGCCAAUGAGUCAUUCUACGAGUCACGCGACUACCGCAUCGCGCACAAGGCCGACAACGUAGACGAUCACGAGCAGCAACCGCCGGCCGACAUUCUGCGCGUGAUGCUACCCGCCAUCUGUCACCUGGUGGUGGAGGAGGAAGCACGUCAGAUCUUUCUGAAGGAGAAGGAAGAGCAGGUUCUGUACGAUUGCCUUCUGUUCCACUGGUCGAUUGCACACUACAAAAAACCACCGGUACCUCGCGCCGAACGUCUCAAGCGCAUGAACGAACCAGACCCAGAACUGACACCACAACAGCUGGACGACAUGAAGGAUUCGCGAACGGCAAUCGUUAGCCUGUGCAAUAUUCUGAUGAACAUUACCGUGCUCGAGGCCAAGCUGGUGGAAGAGAGCACAUUGUUCGCCCAACUUCUGCGGUUCAUCUUCGAAAACUUACCAGAGCUGAAGGACAUCCCGGACAAUCUUGUAAUGCACGGUCAUCUGGCCGUGCUCGGGCUGUUGCUGCUGAAGCAACAAGCUUCCAAGAUCAAAAAGAAUGAUUUCUCCAUCUGCCGCUACAUCCAAACGACGAUCCGGUUCCUGUGGGACGCGUACAACAUCGACGAAUCGAACGAUCCGCAGGCAUUGGUAGUGUCGCUGCAGUACAAGGAGCACUGGUUCGAGAUCAUGGAGCUGUGGUUCCUGGGCAUGCAGACGAUGAGCGGCAUCAUCAAGCUGAUUCCCUGGAUCUCCGAGUUCGCGAUCGAGAGUGGCUGGGCCGAGGGCAUUGUGGAAACGCUGCGCAAGGUGAAGAUUGGCACGUUGCCGCCGAACGUGAAGCUGGCGUACGAAGACUUCCUGUCGCAGCUCGUCGACGCUAAUCCGGCCGUAGCGCCCGUGCUCAAGAAGGCGGACGCCCUCAAAGUGUGUCGCAACCAUCGGAUGAUGGAUCUGGGCAAGAAGCUGUUUGGAGACUAGAAAAUCCACCGUAACCUGCAAGUGCGCAGUUUGCAGUUCAUUUUUUACAUUCUAAAUUCAUCUCUUUCUUUGCCGGCUGCCCGCUUUUGCGCCCGCUUGCCAGGGCGGCAGCGGAUACAUCAUCAUUUACUAUAAUACGAUUUGCUGCAUUUUCAUUUUCAUUGUCCAUCUUAUACUUUAGCGCAUAUUUUGCGUUCGCUUAAAGGCCGCCAUAUGCACGAUGCAUGGGUGAUAUACUGAAGGAGUCAAGUGUGAAAAGAGUAAAUUACGAAUGUACACUAUAAUGUGCAAAAUAAACGUGUUUUCUACGUGUAA